Molecule: messenger RNA, 1728 nt
Organism: Pedinophyceae sp. YPF-701
Lineage: Eukaryota; Viridiplantae; Chlorophyta; Pedinophyceae
Source: the annotation of a GenBank genome assembly
AUGGAGCUGCCACCGCUGGGCCCGGGCAACCGGUCCGGGUCCGUAGGCGGGCGCAGUCGCGGCACACCGUCGAUCGCUAGCCGCGGGUCCGCAGGAGGGGGAGGAGGCCGCAACCCGUUCGAGCUCCCCAGCGAGGAUGAGAUUUUCAGGAUGCGGGAGCUCGAGAAGCAGCGGAGGACCGAGGCGAGGGACCAGAACCUGCGGGCUUCAGUGCUCGACAAGACGACCUUCACGUCGAGGAUGGCCACCAUGCGCGUCAAGGCCAAGGACCGUGGCGGCGAGGGGGCAGGCGGGCAGCAGGAACAGCGGCAUGAGGGCGUCAACGCGAUGAGCAUCGCGGCGCAGACGAUGCCGGUGGAUGCCCGGAAGCUACAGAAGGAAAACAUGGCCGAGUUCGUGAGCAAGAAGCGGGAAAUCUUCCUGGUGCAGAUGUCGCUAGACACCAAGCGAGCGGAGAUCCGCAAGCUCGAGGAGCGAGCUGCGCAACGGGAGGAGGCGUUGAAGAAGUCGGAGCUGAUGCUGGAGCGCGACGCGGAGCGGUUCGACGCGUUUUUGAAGGAGAACGACGAGAAGGUGCAGGAGGCGCUGAAGCGGGCGGAGAUCGAGGCGCGCGCGAAGCAGGACAAGGUCGCGGAGAUCAAGAAGCUGCAGUCCCAGAUCGCGGCCCUGCGGAGCGAGCUCAACAAGCAGGAGGAGCUGCUCGACGACUGCCGGCGGUACAAGGGUUUCCUGCACGCGCUGACGCCGAACGAGUGGUUCAAGGAGCAGGAGGAGAAGCGGCAGCGCAUCAUCGAGGCGCGCAUGGCGCGGUGGAGGGACGAGUGCGAGGUGCUGGAGGCCCGGAAGGUGGCGGCGCGGCAGAAGCGGGUGCAGCUGGAGGAGCAGGUGGCCAACGCGCGGUCGCAGCAGGAGUACGAGCAGGCGGAGAAGGCGCUCAAGGAGGCGAAGCGCGCCGAGAUCGAGGCGGAGACGCUGCGGCCACCGCGCGAGCCCUCCAAGGAGCUGACGGAGGAGGAGUGGAGCGAACCGAUGUACUUCACGCGCCCGCGGCAGCUGCUGGAGGUGUUUGCCCAGUUGGAGGAGCAGAACCUGUUCUUGAUCCAGAACGCCCAGGAGACCGACGAGGCGCUCGAGGGCAUGAAGCAGAAGUUCGCGGAGACGCGGGAGCGCAUGGGCCGCGAGACGGACGCGCUCCAGGCGCAGAUCAGCGCGCUGAAGGAGAGCAUCGCCGCGGAGGAGGCCAAGAGCCAGGCGCUGCGGCAGCGCGCGCGGGAGGGGGCGCGGGAGGGCAUGUCGGGCGCGACCUCGGCCGCCCCGCUGGAGGAGCUCUCGAACAAGGUGCGCGAGGUGUACAUCCAGUGCGGGUUCGAGAGCGACGCGUCUGUGGGGACGCUCCAGAUGCUCACCAACAUUGAGACGAAGCUGGAGGAGUACCUGGCGGCCAUCCGGGAACUCCCGACCGAGUUCCUCCAGGAGGCGGAGAAGGCGCGCGAGAAGGACCGGCGACAGAGGGCGCGCGAGGAGAAGCUGGAACAAGUGCGGCAGGAGCAGGCGGAGCGCGUGAAGCUGGUGCUCGAGCGCGCGUACGCGGCGCCGGUGGAGCGUCGGCAGGGCAAGCCGGUCAUGUUCCGGUCGGUGCUUCCCAAGAAGAAGAAGGUGGUGGACGUGGUGAAGAAGGACCAGGAGGAGGUGGAGCUCGAGGAGUACCUGCGACUCCCCAUGAUGUAA